Molecule: messenger RNA, 270 nt
Organism: Melampsora larici-populina 98AG31
Lineage: Eukaryota; Fungi; Basidiomycota; Pucciniomycetes; Pucciniales; Melampsoraceae
Exons: 1
Coding region: 1-270 (89 amino acids)
Source: RefSeq, a predicted model, not a curated record
AUGAUUGGUAUCCAAAGAAAAAUUGUUUUACUUUGCUUGAUCUUAAGUAUCUCAAUGAUACCAAUGAUGUGUGAAAUUGUAGAAGAUGCAGAAGGGGCUGUAGAGUUCUCGAUGUGUAGAAAAUCACGUACCUCUCUUGAACAAGAUGAUGGUGGCAGAAACGCUCGUGGUGAGGAGGAUUUCUGUACCUCAUAUUCAUGUGAGACUUCCGUUAAAUGUGAAAUGGCAGGUUGUGGUAUUUGUGGUAGUAAUAAUUAUUGUCUGAACUAG